AUGCGGAGCGGAACGGCAUCCCCUUUACCAGAGGCGAACAGCCGCGCGCGCAAGCAGUCGCAGAUGGUUCGCACGAUUGCCUCGUCAUCUAACGGUGCUUGGCGCUACGUUACAUGCUCAUCGUCGCUUCUCUUCGACGGCGAGGAUGGUAGUCCCACCGCACAGCCUAAUGACAAUGCAUUUGAUGAACAAUCAGAGCUGACUUAUGCAUCGCCGCCUGGUUACAGAGAAUCUGGGUCGCCCGAAGUGCUGCCACUACACACUCCAAACUCUGCCUCCACUACCUCCGUAGCCAUUUCCUCCCAAAGUCAGCCCAACAACUACUACAGAACUCGCCAAGAUGUUCACUUCCCUGUGAAUUCCUCGGCCUCGUCUCUUUCGUCAACGGUCCCGCGCCCCACUGCUCAAUCCGCGCAACCACUUGAAAGUACCCUUUCAAGCUACCAUCCCCAACAUGUCUCAAUAAACUCUCACAACAACCGUCCCCGGACGUCUUCCGUUUUUGUAUCUACUACGGAUCUGGCAAAUCACUAUGGCAUCCCCACGAUUCUCCCACCUGCACCACGUACUACACCUCGUAGAUCACCGCAAUCUGAACCACAGUCAACUGAAUACCCCGACUUCGCCGCCCUCUCUGCUAAUUAUUUGAAUAUGCUAAAAUCGACACCGGACGCUAAUUCCGCGACUGCAGACACGACCUCAUCAGCUAUGGAUACCAUCAACCCUGCAGCCUUGUCGUCCCCGGUGGGACAAUUCACCGACGAGGACUUCUGUAGGGCUCUGAGGGACGUGCUUGAAGGUGAAUUGCUCACGUACUAUGAUUCCGACGAAGAGAUGACUGACAAAGACUCAGCGGCACCGCCCACUCCAAACACCUCCCCAGCUAUGCCGCCGUCGCCUGAGUUCGACGAGUUUCUCACUUCGGCCUCCCCUUAUACCCCUUACACUCCGUUCGAGGAUGACAUCGAUACACCUUUGUUCGCUGACGCAGCCAUGCUCACUGGUCCCCUCAUCAGCGGGCUUGACGAUAACAUGGAUCUCUUCGGAGGCGUUCAGCCCGAGACUUCCGAAAAGUCGGCGCAACCUGCGGUCCCACCUCUCCCCGACCACUCACAGUGGUACACGAUGUCCCCCGACACACCAUUGUUGGAUCUCGCCCCCGCUUCCUAUCCUUCUCCCGCUCUCGACUCUUCCAAGCCCGUCGCCCCUCCCCCUCGUCGCAAGUCCACGGCCACGGGUACGAGGAAGAACAUCACUCCUGAUACCUUGGUGCCGCUCGACGCACCAACGCAGCCGCGCAAGUAUAUCACCCCUUCUGUGACGUCGAGGAAGGAGGUGCCGGCUACGUUCCUGCGCAAGCGAGCGCGUUCCCAGGCAUUCAAUGAUGACGAUGAGAUGCCAGAAGAUGCUCCCGGUCCCAACGCCACCGAGAAGGAGCAGAUUGAGUGGAAACGUCGGCAGAACACGCUCGCAGCUCGUAAGAGUCGGAAGCGCAAGCUCGAGCACCAACAACAGCUUGAAGACCAAGUACAGGCACUCUCUUCCGACCGCGAGAAGUGGAAGACUCGUGCCCUGAUGCUUCAAAAUAUGCUCCAUAGCCACGGCAUCCCAUUCGCUCAGUUCGAAGACUAA
Molecule: messenger RNA, 1632 nt
Organism: Pleurotus ostreatus (oyster mushroom)
Lineage: Eukaryota; Fungi; Basidiomycota; Agaricomycetes; Agaricales; Pleurotaceae
Exons: 1
Coding region: 1-1632 (543 amino acids)
Biological process (GO): regulation of DNA-templated transcription
Molecular function (GO): DNA-binding transcription factor activity
Source: RefSeq, a predicted model, not a curated record